This is a messenger RNA of Hyposmocoma kahamanoa, 909 nucleotides long. Its product is annotated as cationic amino acid transporter 2-like. The record is from RefSeq and is a predicted model, not a curated record. The annotation marks the transcript as partial. NCBI's taxonomy places the organism in Eukaryota, Metazoa, Arthropoda, Insecta, Lepidoptera, Cosmopterigidae. Gene Ontology annotation, molecular function: amino acid transmembrane transporter activity. Gene Ontology annotation, cellular component: plasma membrane. Gene Ontology annotation, biological process: amino acid transport; transmembrane transport. The transcript is spliced from 5 exons.
AUGGGCUGUUCUCGAAUCUUCAGAAGCCUUCGACGCUGCAAAAGCCUGACCGAUAGCGACACCCCCUCACAAUUGUCUCGAUGUUUAGGCCUCGUAGACCUCACAGCUUUAGGCGUCGGCAGCACGUUAGGACUAGGCGUCUAUGUGUUGGCUGGUGCUGUGGCGAAGAAUGAAGCGGGACCAGCUGUUACCAUUAGUUUUCUGGUGGCUGCAAUAGCUUCAGCUUUUGCCGGCUUAUGCUACGCAGAAUUCGCGGCGCGAGUGCCAAAAGCAGGGUCUGCGUAUGUGUACAGUUACGUCAGCGUUGGAGAGUUCAUAGCGUUCUCCAUUGGAUGGAAUCUAAUACUGGAGUAUGUUAUUGGCACUGCCAGUGUUGCCAAAGGUAUGUCCAACUACAUCGACACCCUGUUCAACAAAACGAUGGAAACUACGAUGACAGAACUGGCACCCAUCAACGUCUCCUUUCUCGCUAAAUAUCCUGACUUCUUCGCCUUCACCUUGGUCAUGCUCAUCACAAUCCUACUGGCUAUCGGCGUACGCGAGUCAACGAAGUUGAACAACGUAUUUACAGCCCUUAACAUCACUACUGUCAUCAUAGUAGUGGUUGCCGGCGCAAUUAAAAGUGAUCCAGCAAACUGGCGAAUAAAACCAGAAGAAAUACCUGAAGAAUACAAGGCUAAAGCAGGCGAAGGAGGUUUCAUGCCCUGGGGUUUCGCAGGGGUCAUGACUGGGGCCGCCAAGUGCUUCUUUGGAUUUGUGGGCUUUGACUGCGUGGCCACCACUGGUGAAGAAGCGAAAAACCCAAAAAGAGAUAUACCAUUGUCUAUAGUCUUGUCGCUGUUGAUUAUCUUCGCAUCGUAUUUUAGUGUAGCCACUGUACUGACUAUGAUGUGGCCUUAUUAUUUACAG